Polyodon spathula (Mississippi paddlefish) is the source of this 3403-nucleotide messenger RNA. RefSeq lists its product as uncharacterized. NCBI's taxonomy places the organism in Eukaryota, Metazoa, Chordata, Actinopteri, Acipenseriformes, Polyodontidae. The coding region runs from base 181 to 1806 and encodes 541 amino acids. The record is from RefSeq and is a predicted model, not a curated record. The transcript has 5 exons.
AAAAGUUCUGACGACGAAUCGUGGGAGAGUCAGUUUUACUUUCGUUUUUGUUCUGGUCUUUACAAGUUCACGGGUUUAGACAUUGACAAGGGAGAAACACCGCUGCUGCUGGUUGGACCUAUUUGGGAAAGGUUUCGCUUUGUGAAAGAGCAGCUUUUAAGAACAACCAGUGGGAGGACCAUGGCUGCAGACAGACGCACGCUCCAGGUCCUCCGUGUUCCCAGUGUCCUCUCCGAUGAGUGGAUGAUCGACAAGCUGCUGAUUCACUUCCUGCGGCCUCGGAAUGGAGGAGGGGAGGUCCUGGGGGUGAGAUUCCCCACCGGCACACCAGGAGAGGCGCUGGUCACCUUCGAGCAGGAGGAAGUUGCAGACAGGGUUCUGCAGCGCACUCAAAUUCUGGAGCUACAGUCAGGGAAACACCCCCUGGAGGUUAGGAGAGUGGGGAGUGAGGAGAGUAUAGAGGUUGAUAUGCCCGUGAGAACGAGCCUAAGACUGGAGAUGUUCUCAGACCAAGGCAGGGUGAAAGAGCUUCUUGAGGAACACCGCUUCAGGGUUACUGAACUGCCAGGACGAAGACCUGAGGAGCUGCAGAUUGAGGGCUCCUUCACAGAGCUAAGGAAGCUGAGGACUAAACUCUGUGAACUGCUGCCUGCGUCUCCCAGGGAUGUCCGGGGACCUCCGGCCAGCCGAUACCUUUAUACUGCAGAUGAAGUGAAAGGGCUGGAGAACAGCACUGGGGCCAGACAAAACAGGGUUAACGACUCGGGGAGUGGGGCAAUAUCCAAAACAAAAUUCUCAAAUUCUCCAGGGCAAAGGAAAGAUCCAUAUUCUAUGGGAGAGAGACGCUCCAGAGCACCGCUAGUCACCUUACCUUUGUCACCUCAAGCCAGUCAAACCCCCAGAAAAACCCAGAGAGUUUCGUUCAACAUUGACAAGCAUGUGCUGAGGUAUGCAAAAGCUUUCCAUAGGCAGGAGAUGUCAGAGAUCCUGGAUAGCCAAUGUGUGGAAAUGAGCGAGGAGGAGAGUGAUGAGAUCAGUAAUGUGAUCUUAACUCCACAGAUUGGCCGUGACAGCCCUGAAAGUGUUUUAAAAGUAGCUCAGGAACUGCUGUCCAGUCUGUUAUUUGAACUAGGACAUACUCUACGGACUCAGGAAAUUGAUCUCUCUUCCUAUGACCGUCAGCAACAAAGUCAGAUUCUGGAGCGGUCCAAGAUGUUAAAAAAUAUUUACAAAGUUCUAGUGAUCUGGCCUGACAGGGGGAGCAUACAGCUGGUGGGACCUUCGCUGGAGAGCUAUGAGUUGAGGCAGCGGCUGCUGGGGCAGGCAGUUAAUUCCUCAGUGGGGGAGCAGCUUGCCAGUAAUCGUCAAGGACGAUUACUAAGAGGUGACUUCAGGCGCAGCUCUUCCCUCCCCCGACAGCCGAGCAGAACGGACCUCAGGAGUCCCAUGGAGGGGACUGCCAGUGCUCAACAGUACUCCCCAGAAAAGUACGAAGGGGAGGGACGGCUGGAUGUGGCAGGGCUGGAGAAGGCGAAGGCAGGAAGCACACCCAGUCCCAAAAAGAUAGAGAAGAGCCUCCAGAAGAAAAAAGCCUCCUCGGAAAAAUGGGGCAAAACAAAGGAUAGCCAGCGACCCAGGAUAGAGCGCAGUGUAGAAGAAGAAAGAGAACCUCCGUCUGGACAGGGCGGGCUGGGUGUCGAGAGCAAUGUGAAAUUAAUGAACACUAAAAAAAAAAAGAAAUGGCCAACUUUGAAGAAAAGUAUAAUCAGUUUACCAGCCAAAAUGUUUAAGCAAAAGAAAAAUUAAGAACAUAAGAAAAGAAGAUGAAAGCAAGAGCAGCUUGUCCGGUUUCUAGUAGCUGGUUGACUCAAAACUUUUUCAUGUUGGGUAUUGAAGGAUCCAAGGGAUUAGUUCUUUAAAGUUGAUUCUUAAGUCAAGGAUCUGCCUAUAGAAAAAAGUACCGGAGGAUUUGCUGUGCACGAUUAUUUGAUCACUAACCUACACGUUAGAUACCAGUUUUAUAGUAGUUAAGGAACGCUAUAUGAUACUAUACAAAUAAGGUACAAUGAAAAUACAGUGUGUUUGAAGUAACCUGCAUAUUAUGUAUCAAUUGUUAUUUAUAACUCUAAGCUCAUGCAUGGUGGUGGAAUGCACGGGUCAUAAAUGUUGUCAUUGUAGAGCUGACAGUAGAUGUCACUACUGUUUAUAACCAGAGUGAUGAUUGUAUAUAGUUGUAGUUUUGUGACAAUGAAGCAAACAAAACACAUAAUCUGGUGUACAAUAUUUUGUUUAUAAGUUUAUUAUAUAUAUAUUGAAAAGGGAUGGCAGCAAAAUUUCAUUUGCCUAGGGUGGCAGAAAUCCUUGCACCAGCCCUGAUUGUGGACAGCAAAGUCUAAAGAAGGUGUUGAUAACACCUGUGCAUUUGGGGGGAAUACUGUAGUUUACUACAAAAAUACAUGGAUAGAGGGCAGCCAAUAACAGAACCAGAAUGUAAUUUGCCUAGUAAGUGCAGGGUUCCAGAAUGUCAUUUGCCUAGUAAGUGCAGGGUUCCAGUAUGUCAUAAUGCAAUGUGUCGAUUGGGUUAAUUUCAGACCUUUUCUUUGAGUGGUAGAAUUCUUAAUGUGUUGGGGUGACUGGGUUCAAGCACAUAUUCUGAAGAUGUGCAGGCCCACUAUGUUUUUUAACCUUGACCAGCUUUGUUUUAUGUGGCUUUAAGAUACUUGCAUCACAUUUGGAGUACAACUUUAUACAAUACGUUUUUUGUAAUUCUACAGCGUGAAUAACCAGAUCUAAUUUUAAAAUCCAUCUCGCAUUUCUUCAACUCCAAUGAUGGAAUGACUUAAAUUCCCAUUUCUGAAUCACAUAUGAAGCUGGUUUAUAACCACAGCACUCCAUCAGCGGUAUAUAGGUAUCGUCUCUGUAUUUAUGGUUCUCUUAAUCGUAUGGAUUAUAAAAUAGAAAUUCAUAGAACUCAUUUGACAGAGCUGGCAUUGCCUAACUGACUUCAGCUUCAGGUAAAAUGUAUCAAUAACCUUGAACUUGAUCUCCUGACGGAAUAAGGCAGAGACUAUUCUGAUUAUUUCACAAAGCUUUAAAUUAUUAAAAAUAUUAUUAAAAGAUCACAAUGUGUUUUCAUAAAUAAAAUUAGCUAGAAUUGUCUAAAAAGCCUAGUAAAAAAAAAUUAUAAAUGAUGAAAUGAGUCUUAUUUGCUUUUUUUUUUUUUUACAGUAUGAGCUAUUGUAUAAUAGGAAUAAUGCACUCCAGGUUGUGUGUUGUGCUGGGAUAACAUCACUUCUUCGGUGUUGGAUGCACUCUUGCCCAACCACCUGAGGCGUGAUGUUAUCCCAGCACAACAGACAAUGUGACAGAAAUACAAUAAUUCUUGGAUGUAAAUCUCCCUCCC